CUCUUCUCUAUAUAUAGAUGCAUCUUUGGCAGCAGGUUAUGGACAGAACACUUAACCGAUUCUUGAUUCUUUCCAUCCAUCGAUCUCUUCUUUUCUUCCCGAAUCAAUCAGCUGAGCUAGAGGUCGAUCGAUAUCGACAUGGCCGGCGCUGCACAGGGCAAGCAGAGUAGAGAGGCCCAUGGUAACAACGAUAUCAGCGUCACCAAGGACUACCUCGACCCUCCGGCCGUGCGGCUGUUCGACGCCGGCGAGCUGGGCCAGUGGUCCCUGUACCGCGCCAUCAUCGCCGAGUUCACCGCCAGUCUGCUCUUCGUCUACGUCUCCAUCGCCACCGUGAUCGGCCACAAGCGCCAGACGGACGCGGAAGCGUGCAGCGGCGCCGGCGUGCUGGGCAUCGCGUGGGCCUUCGGCGGCAUGAUCGCCGUCCUCGUCUACUGCACCGCCGGCAUCUCCGGCGGCCACGUCAACCCCGCCGUGACGUUCGGGCUGCUGCUGGCGAGGAAGCUGUCGCUCCCCCGCGCCCUCCUCUACACGUCGGCGCAGUGCCUCGGCGCCAUCUGCGGCGCGGCGAUGGUCAGGGCCGUGCACGGCGCGCGGUACUACGAGCUCUACGGCGGCGGCGCCAACGAGGUCUCGCCGGGGUACUCCAAGGCGGGGGGGCUGCUGGCCGAGGCGGCCGGCACCUUCGUCCUCGUGUACACCGUGUUCUCGGCGACCGACCCGAAGCGCAUGGCGCGGGACACCCACGUGCCGGUGCUGGCGCCGCUGCUCAUCGGGUUCGCGGUGGUGGUGGCGCACCUGGCCACCAUCCCCGUCACCGGCACCGGGAUCAACCCGGCGAGGAGCCUGGGUGCCGCCGUGGUGUACAACAACAGCAAGGCGUGGAGCGAGCAGUGGAUCUUCUGGGUCGGCCCGUUCUCUGGCGCCGCCGUGGCCAUGGCGUACCACCAGUACAUCCUCAGGGGCGGUGCCGCCGCCAAGCCACACUUCAACUUCGACAAUGGAUUCCGACGCCUCGGCUGUUGAUUGGAGCCACACCAAGAGAUGAUGGUAAUCAAUCUGAGAGAGCUCUGAGGAUGUAAGAAACGACACCAGUACUGCUUUUCUGACUGGUUGAUUAAUGUUUUUUGAUACGCUGUAAAUUAAAUAAAUAAAUACUAUGAACAAGCAGUAACUACGCUUCGCUCUAUGAACAAGGAAAGCCAAAUUAAUGUAGGUAUUCAUGCAAAUUCAGAUGGUA
This is a messenger RNA of Aegilops tauschii subsp. strangulata, 1240 nucleotides long. RefSeq names its product aquaporin PIP2-5. The record is from RefSeq and is a predicted model, not a curated record. NCBI's taxonomy places the organism in Eukaryota, Viridiplantae, Streptophyta, Magnoliopsida, Poales, Poaceae. Gene Ontology annotation, cellular component: membrane. Gene Ontology annotation, biological process: transmembrane transport. Gene Ontology annotation, molecular function: channel activity.